Molecule: messenger RNA, 1555 nt
Organism: Coregonus sp. 'balchen'
Lineage: Eukaryota; Metazoa; Chordata; Actinopteri; Salmoniformes; Salmonidae
Source: the annotation of a GenBank genome assembly
AUGGCCAAGUCCUUCUCACAUAGAAGACAAGAUGUCAUGCAGAGCCCUCCUGUGAGUGCCAAGUCCUUCUCACAUAGAAGACAAGAUGUCAUGCAGAGCCCUCCUGUGAGUGCCAAGAUCUACUCACAUAGAAGACAAGAUGUCAUGCAGAGCCCUCCUGUGAGUGCCAAUACCUUCUCACAUAGAAGACAAGAUGUCAUGCAGAGCCCUCCUGUGAGUGCCAAGACCUUCUCACAUAGAAGACAAGAUGUCAUGCAGAGCCCUCCUGUGAGUGCCAAGACCUUCUCACAUAGAAGACAAGAUGUCAUGCAGAGCCCUCCUGUGAGUGCCAAGACCUUCUCACAUAUAAGACAAGAUGUCAUGCAGAGCCCUCCUGUGAGUGCCAAGAACCACUCACAUAGAAGACAAGAUGUCAUGCAGAGCCCUCCUGUGAGUGCCAAGACCCACUCACAUAGAAGACAAGAUGUCAUGCAGAGCCCUCCUGUAAGUGCCAAGACCUUCUCACAUAGAAGACAAGAUGUCAUGCAGAGCCCUCCUGUGAGUACCAAGACCUUCUCACAUAGAAGACAAGAUGUCAUGCAGAGCCCUCCUGUGAAUGCCUUCAAAUAAAAAAAUGUCCGGUCCUGUUCCAGCCUACUCAGAUACAAUUAGAGUUGAAUUAUAAUGAUAAAUCAUGAACGUAAAGAUUGAUGAUGAUUCUUUGUUGUCUUGACUUGAAAUUCUUAUCACAUGCAUCAGCAUGUGGUCUGUGGUCAGUAUGUGGUCCUCUGUAGCUCAGCUGGUAGAGCACGGCGCUUGUAACGCUAGGGUAGUGGGUUCGAUCCCCGGGACCACCCAUACAGAAAAAAUAUAUAUGUCCCGCAUGACUGUAAGUCGCUUUGGAUAAAAGCGUCUGCUAAAUAUUAUAUUAUAUAUAUUAUAGUAACAAGUCUCUCUCUCUUUUUCUCUGUCUCUUUCUCAUUCUCUCUCUCACAGAUUGAGGAGGAGUUCCGAAGAAUCACGACCGCCCGACUUCAGUCCACCUUCAUGGGGAAACUGGACCAACACACCCCAAGGCUGUUGUCCUUGUUCAAGUCAAAAGGAGGUGCUGUAAAGGAGGAGUUGCAGGGCCUCCUGGAAGCGCCGUACAGGGUAUAUACACUUAAGACACUUUCACAGCACAGUCAAUAAUUACAUUUGGUGACAUUUAUUUAGUUUGCCUGUACUAAAUACAACUAAUGUUUAUUCCCACAUGACAGUGCAACACCACAAGAGGAGAGAAGAGGCUGGGUGAUCCGUGGCCUGAUGAUAUACCUCGGCGAAAGGGUCGAGGACCUUAUCAAGGAAUACAAGGUAAAGUUUUUAUUUAUUUAUAUUUCAUAGCUAUAUUUAUUUAGCUAUGUCCCUUUAUGUCCCUCAUCUCUCUCUCCUCCUUCCUCAAGUUGCACAGCUUGAUUUCCUGGAUCUAAUAGAUCUUGUCUGUGUACAUGUACUUUAUUGUUUUAAACUUCUCAGGACGCAGACGACAAACAUGAUCCAAGAGGACCUCGCUCAGCAUGUGCUUAAGGUUUUCGUG